Molecule: messenger RNA, 1602 nt
Organism: Eutrema salsugineum
Lineage: Eukaryota; Viridiplantae; Streptophyta; Magnoliopsida; Brassicales; Brassicaceae
Product: E3 ubiquitin-protein ligase RGLG5
Exons: 11
Coding region: 130-1359 (409 amino acids)
Source: RefSeq, a predicted model, not a curated record
GAGGAGUAUGUGAAGUUAAGGUCCUUCACAAAGCCCCUUGAGCAGAUUCAUCAUACGCAGAGAGAAUCGAUUUCCAGGCGAGAUCAGUCUUUUGUUCACCAUAUUUGUGAGUUUUACUUUAAAUCUCUGAUGGGAAGUGGCAGUUCGAAAUCCUCGAGCAGGACUAACAGUCGAAAGUAUUCUCAAAGUUCUUCGUUUGCUUCUUCUUCGAAUCCUCACCAAAAUUACACGCCACUACAUUCUUCUGCGGCUUCACGCCCACAGAAGAAACAAGGCAACAAGUAUUCACAUAUCGGAGAUGACUACCGUUCCAUUGACGAGGUUACGGCUGCUCUGUCGAAAGCCGGUUUGGAAUCAUCGAAUUUGAUUGUUGGUAUAGAUGUCACAAAGAGCAACGAGUGGACAGGAGCGAGGUCAUUCAACAAGAAGAGCUUACAUGACAUCGGACCAGCUCCAAACCCUUACGAGCAAGCGAUUUCCAUCAUCGGAAAGACUUUAUCCUCUUUUGAUGAGGAUAACUUGAUCCCUUGUUAUGGAUUUGGAGAUGCUACAACACAUGAUCAGGAGGUCUUCAGUUUCUAUCCGGAUGAUACAUUCUGUAACGGGUUUGAAGAUGUACUUACACGUUACAGAGAGAUCGUUCCUCAACUGUGUCUUGCAGGGCCGACUUCUUUUGCACCCAUUAUCGAAAGGGCCAUAACGAUUGUGGAAGAAAGCGGAGGGCAAUACCAUGUUCUUCUCAUCAUUGCUGAUGGCCAGGUGACAAGAAGCAUUGAUACACAGAACGGUGGCCUCAGUUCACAAGAACGAAAGACCAUUGAUGCUAUUGUUAGAGCAAGUCGAUAUCCAUUAUCGAUAGUUCUUGUUGGUGUUGGAGAUGGUCCUUGGGAUACAAUGAGACAGUUUGAUGACAACAUCCCCGCUCGUGCCUUUGACAAUUUCCAGUUUGUGAAUUUCACGGAGAUUAUGUGGAAGAACAUUGAUCCUGGAAGAAAAGAAGCUGAAUUUGCAGUUUCUGCUCUGAUGGAGAUCCCGUCUCAGUAUAAAGCCACCCUAGAGCUCGGCUUACUCGGACGAAGAACAGGAAACUGUCCAAAUAAGAUUGCUCGUCCGCCACCAGUAAGUGGUAUUAACCAAUCUCUAACCAACAGCUCGAAAAGUUCCUGGUCAAGCAGUGUUGCCUCUGCACCGCAUUUGCCGACUUGUAGUAACGAGAAAGAGGUUUGCCCAAUCUGUAUGGUCAAUAAAAAAAACAUGGCAUUCAACUGUGGACAUCAGACUUGCAAUGAAUGUGGACAAGACAUUCAAACCUGUCCCAUUUGCCGGACUUCUAUUGCAGUUCGUAUCAAGCUCUAUUAAGCAUCGACCAUUGUUUCUACCUCCAGGGAAAUAGGAGCUUAGUGGGUUUCCAUUUAUUCUUUCUGUACAUAGUUUUCUAUUUUCCUUCGCAUUCUCACUACUCUCGGAUUGAAUGGAGAGUGCAGUAAUUGGUUUUGCUAUUCUUUUUCCGCUUUCGAGCUUUCUUAAUAAACAAUAGAUUGUUUUCAAUUCAAGCAAGUCUUGCUCAUAUGUCCAUUGUUUGAACUAGAGGCAGUGGAAAUA